GGCCCACACUCACACACGGCCUGCAAAAUAAAAUAGUAAAAAUAUAUAUACACAACAAUUCCAGCAGCCGUCGACACGCAUAACAUAUGCCAUGGAUGUCAGAACUAAAACCGGAUAACUGACUAAAUCAAUAUAAAACUUCAUACAUACAAAAACAUUAAACUAAGCAAUAUUUAAUUUGGUUGAGUGAAAUUCGCAAGAGAAAUGCAAUUAUAAAGUUCUUAAGGUUGCGAAAAUAAAAACAAAAAACGUGAAAGUAAAUAAUCGCUGAACUAAAUAAAUCGAAUUAAACCACGAUUAAAGCAAUUUUGUAAUUAUAAAAAAGACAAAACAAACGGAAAAUAAUAUUAACUUAAUAAUGGUAAUGGAAAACGCAAGAGUAAACAUUUUAAGCCAGUUGUAAAUAUUAUUAAUGUCAUUAAACAUAAAAAUGCAUACAUACCAAAAUUCAAAACAAUUUUAAUAUCCAUACAGACUCAAAGAAAAACAAAGAAGUAUUCUAUAUAUAGAAAACUCAUUUCGUCAAUGAUGUUUAAAUUCUCGAUAAGCAACUGAAACGCGCACAAGAUUGAAAGCAAAGAAAUUUUUAAUAAUAGUAAGUUAAAGCAAAAGGACAGCCCAACCACAGCUCAAUUGGCUGAAGAAUUAAUUCGGAAAGUCCUUGAAAAUCUUCGAUUUACUGAAAUUGAAUUAUUCGAUUUAAUUCGAUACAUACAUACGCAUAUUUCAAUAAUCGCAUCUAACUAAAUAAUAAUCGUUAUUGAACUAAAAUUAAUUGCAUUAACAUCAUUACUUAUCAAACGACAAUUUCUGGGAGACAAAUUUGAUAAAAAGUUUGAAAUAAAUAUAACAAUAAGCCAGCAAAACUAAGCAAGUUUAUUACAAAAAUCACUAAAAGGAAUAAUUCUACAGACAAUUAUUCAACACGAUCAGCUCAAUCCUUAAAUGCCAAUUGGAAAGUAUUUUGAUUGCAUGACAAAUGGAGAAGGGGAAAAAGAUACCAUUCAAGUAAUUCAAUAGAAACCAAAUGCUACAAAGCACUGCCAUAUACAAUUGCAACGGAUUGCAUUAAAAGAACUAACAAUUGAAUAGCUCAACAUUUAUAGCGAAACAAUACGAAAAUAUAGAAUAAUAUAGCAACUACUAUACAAAAAUCGGAGACCACAAACAAAUGAGAGAGAAAAGGCAAAACAGGAACAUCAACAGCAAAUUAAGAACUUGUAAGAUGGUAUGAUAUCAUGAAAGCUCCCGUUCUCUCCAAGUGAAAGAAGCCCCAAAAAGAAAGGAAAGGAAGGAAACUUAAGUAUAAACUUGUAUUGUAAGAGAACACAUAAAAAUAAUAGGAAAACGCUCUUCGGGUUGUAAAGAAAAUAAGAAGACAAAAGAAAGACAUAAUAAUGUUGCAAACAAUAAAACAUAUACUUGCCAUAUUGAUAUAAAAGGAAAACGUUAAAAGGCGGUGAAAAUUUCAUAGGAUUAGUAGGUAUUAAGGGCAGCCCAGGCAUAAAAAAUACAAAACACAAAAGAGAAGCCAGCGCCCCCACGCAGAAGGGACAAUGUAAGCUGCAACAGCUGGAUAAGGCCGAAAAAAGUCCGAAAAUUAAAUUAUUGUAAUCUAGUAGAGAGCAGACCACAUAUCCGCUGGCAACAACCAACACCGAAAGAGACUAUGAAAAAUGCACAACUGAAACUGACUGAAGUUGACGAUGAUGAGCUGUGGCUGGCAGUAAGAUUAGCGCACCCGUGCAACAGUAAUAGCAACAGCAGUAGCAGCAGCAGCAAGAGACAAAACCAGCAACUCAACCAACUGCAACCAAGGAGCUUAAGUACAAAACACCACAUCAACAUUGCAAACAAGCAGCACAAUAGCCAAGGACAAAAGCCAGCACCAAGAGCGGAAGAUGUAGCCACCCACGUGAGCAGCAAUGACCAGCAGGAACAGCUAGAUAGCAGCAACAUGUUGUCGCCAAAGACAGCCGCAGCAAUUGCUGCCGGCAAUCAAGCAACAACCCAACAACCAACAAACAUAAGACUGUGUGCACGCAAGCGACAAAGAUUGCGUCGCCGACGAAAAAGAAAACCAGCAACCCCAAACGAGGCAGAGGCAGCAACAGCAUUAUUAGCAGCAGCUGCAACAGCAGCAACAUUAGCAGCAGCAACCACUAGCAAUAGCAACAGCAUAAGCAACAGCAACAGCAACAACAACAACAAUCUGCAUCCGACAGCCACCUACAUGCAAUGUCGCACCAUUGAGAACGACCCCAGCAUUCCGAUAUCGAGUCAUGACCUUUCACCGGCCACAUUGGCUUCGAUGUUGCAAGUGCUGCACAUAUUGCUGGCAUCGCUGCAACAGUGGCAACUUCACGUGCAACAGCAAGCGGUUCUCCUGCUCAGAGGGAUCGCAAUCAGCACCACCGCCUUCAUUUCCUAUUUAGGCAGCUUCGCGGCGCAACUGAGGAGCAGUCCCAGUCAAAACAGCAGCAACAGCAGCAGCAGCACGCAAAUAAUUAACGGACUUAAUAAACACUCAUGGAUAUUUUUAUUGAUAUAUUUGAAUUUAUCUGCUAAAGUUUGCCUAGCAGGAUAUCAUGAAAAGAGACUGUUACACGAUCUUUUGGAUCCUUAUAAUACACUAGAACGUCCCGUUCUCAAUGAAUCGGACCCGUUACAAUUAAGCUUUGGUUUAACUUUAAUGCAAAUUAUCGAUGUGGACGAGAAAAAUCAAUUGCUAGUCACGAAUGUGUGGUUGAAACUGGAGUGGAACGACAUGAAUCUGCGCUGGAACACCUCCGACUAUGGCGGAGUUAAGGAUCUGCGAAUACCGCCACAUCGCAUCUGGAAGCCUGACGUUCUGAUGUACAACAGUGCGGAUGAAGGAUUCGACGGCACCUACCAGACGAACGUCGUGGUGCGGAACAACGGGUCCUGCCUGUAUGUGCCGCCGGGUAUCUUCAAGUCGACAUGCAAAAUCGACAUCACGUGGUUCCCCUUCGACGAUCAGCGUUGUGAGAUGAAGUUCGGCAGUUGGACAUACGACGGAUUCCAGCUGGAUUUACAAUUACAAGAUGAAACUGGCGGUGAUAUCAGCAGUUACGUGCUCAACGGCGAGUGGGAACUACUGGGUGUGCCUGGCAAACGUAACGAGAUCUAUUACAACUGCUGCCCGGAACCCUAUAUAGAUAUAACCUUCGCCAUCAUCAUCCGCCGACGAACACUAUACUAUUUCUUCAACCUGAUCAUACCUUGUGUACUGAUUGCCUCCAUGGCCCUGCUCGGCUUCACCCUGCCGCCGGAUUCGGGUGAAAAAUUAUCCCUGGGUGUUACCAUCUUGCUUUCGCUGACCGUGUUUCUCAAUAUGGUUGCCGAGACAAUGCCGGCCACUUCCGACGCAGUGCCACUGUUGGGUACAUAUUUCAAUUGCAUAAUGUUUAUGGUAGCUUCAUCCGUUGUGUCAACGAUUUUAAUAUUAAAUUAUCAUCAUCGAAAUGCUGAUACGCACGAAAUGUCCGAAUGGAUACGCAUCGUGUUUUUGUGCUGGCUGCCAUGGAUACUGCGAAUGAGUCGACCAGGACGACCGCUGAUCCUGGAGUUCCCGACCACGCCCUGUUCGGACACCUCCUCCGAGCGCAAGCAUCAGAUACUCUCCGAUGUUGAGCUGAAAGAGCGCUCGUCGAAAUCACUUCUGGCCAACGUACUAGACAUCGAUGAUGACUUCCGGCACAAUUGUCGCCCCAUGACGCCCGGCGGAACACUGCCACACAAUCCGGCAUUCUAUCGCACGGUUUAUGGACAAGGCGACGAUGGCAGCAUUGGGCCAAUUGGCAGCACCCGAAUGCCGGAUGCGGUCACCCAUCAUACGUGCAUCAAAUCAUCAACUGAAUAUGAAUUAGGUUUAAUCUUAAAGGAAAUUCGCUUUAUAACUGAUCAGCUACGUAAAGAUGACGAGUGCAAUGACAUUGCCAAUGAUUGGAAAUUUGCAGCUAUGGUCGUUGACAGACUGUGCCUUAUCAUAUUCACAAUGUUCACAAUAUUAGCCACAAUAGCUGUACUACUAUCAGCACCACAUAUUAUUGUCUCGUAGCCAUAUGGGCGAGGUGGUUAUUGUUAUUGGUUUUAUUAUAAAAUCAAUUUGUUAAUUAUUAAAUUAAUAACGAAACUUUUUAAGUAAAUUAAAACUAAAAAAACAAAUUAAAAAAAGCACAAAAAAAUAGGAAAACACAUGAUAAAAACCAACCAUUGACUAAAUAAUACAUCCAAAAAAAACUAAAAAAAAUUAAAAAUUCGUCUCUGAAAACACAAUAAUUUAUUUAUAAAACUCUCGUUUAAAAAGUCUUUCAUUAAAUCAAACAGACACUAAAAAGAGACUUAAACCAACAUCAUAUACUAAAAAAAAAACGUUAAAAACUAACUAAUUCCAAUUUUCCUAAUUCUAUACAAAAAAAUCUACAUAAUGGUAAAUCCAAGAAAUCCCCUCACUUCCCCGCAAGCCCCCACAAGCCAGUAUCUAUAUUUCUUCCAUUGAAUAUAUAUAUAUACAUAUAUGUUUGACAAGCAAGCAAAACGGGUAUAUUUUCUUUUUAGAUUUUAUAUUUUAUAGAAUAAGCGAGGCGUUUUCAUACGAAAUAGUCACAUGGGUUUUCGAAACAUUUUUUUUUGACAGACUUCAACGGGAAUUGUAGUAUUUCAAAGGCAAAUUAAAAGCAAAAACCAAACCCAACCCUUUUUGGAAGACUUCGAUUUGUGAGCUUUAUUGUAGAAAAUGUAGAUGAGAAAUUUGCGAAUAUAUGAAUAUGAAAACCCAACGUUUUAAGAUCUACAGACGGACAACUAAAUUUUGUAUUCUUCUUCAGAAUUGAAGUCAGUCCAGGGAUUUGUUUCGAGCAACUUUUUGCUAACAAUUAGUACCUAGGCCACUUAAGAGAUUCCGCCACAUUCCCCCUCUCUCUAUCUCUCUCUAGACGAAAAUGCAUUUCCAAAAACAAAACAAGUAAACAAAAAAAACAGAACCAAUUAACCCUACAUAUCCUACAUACUGUGUAACUAGCUCCCUCUCUCCCCCUAAACUUUUCUUAAGUUGAACGUCUAAACCAAAUGAUAAAUCCAAAACCAAACCGAAACCCCUUAAAUCUUACCAAAACCAAUAGAAUAACCAAUCUGAAUUGGAAUUAAGAAAAUUCACUGGAAUAUAACAUUGAAAAUGGAAGAAUCAAAACAAAGCAAAUGAAAAGAUGAAAAGAGCGAAUAUAUAAGAAAAUAAUUGAGAAGAGGCACAGCAGGUAAUGAUGAGCCCAGAAUUGCGUUCAGUAAAUGAAAUGCAUCCGAAGGACUGCAUUUCAUGUUCACUGGCGUUGCACGAGGAAAUGAAUUUAUAAAAUUAAAUGGUUGCGAGCAAUAAUAUCUGCGUGUUGAUGAAUUGCAUGAUUUUUUGGUGAUGCAAACGAUGAUCGAUCGAACUAUUGCGCGAGGUCAACGACAGAGGGCAAGAGUUCGCUCCUUCAGCGCAUUGAGAACAGCGAAACUCUACACAAUCUAACUUUCGGUAUUGAUUUCAUUUAAUUUUGCAUUUCCUUUGUUUUAUUUAUGAUUUUGAAAUACUAAAAGUUAAGGUACGACACCAGAAAGCAAUUCAACACAGAAAACAAUCAAUUGGAAAUGAGGCAAAACCAACAGAGAACAGUACUCGAGAUUUACCAAUAACAAUGAACAUCACAAGACCCUAGAACACGUAACAUGCCGGUGCAUGGGUAAUUAUGUGCUUGCUUUAGUAAUGAGCGCACAAAACAUACUUGAUCAGAGACCACAACAACCAGAACAUAUAAACCAAGGAGCUUUAUACAGAUAUAAUAUAUAUGAUGGAGUUUAGCGUGAGUCAAUCUGACCCAACUUUUCAUAUAUUUGUACCAUACACAAGAUACACACCCACUAACACACACACUCGGUUGUUUGAUGGCCGGUUAAUCCCAAUAUUAUAAUCUUAAAGUAUGUUUCUGUCCGCUUACUAGCCAAGCACACAAUUUCAAGGAAAAAAAAAAAGAAAAAAACAAAACAAAGGAAUACAAGAAACAAAAAUCUUAAAAAUUAACACGGUCUGGGAUUUGGAUUGGGGAAUGCGAAUGGAAAUCUAAGAGAAGAUGAUCUGUUCGGCAUAUUUCCCAAGGAGAACUCAAGCCCAUGACCAAAAACAGAGAUAAAAAGCAAAACUGCGUUGGUCGAAAUUUCACACUGAAUUUUCUUUCCACACAAAAGCAAAGAAAACGUUCGAAAUGGAAUUAGCUUUUUAAUUUUUAAGUUACAGUUAUUCUGCUUCUAAUUGUAAAUCUUGUGCAAUGUAAACAAUCAGAAUUUUUCUUUGAAUAUAAACAAUACGACGACACAACCAAAAAACCAAAACAAAAACAAAAACGAAAACAUAUAGGCCACAGUAAAAUGCAAAAAACCAAAAAAAUUCAAAAAUAAAUAAUGGAAAUAUGAUUAGCAAUUAAACGAUGUCAUUCAAACUAGACUAGGCUACACAGAAACCCAUAAAUUGUUAAGAUUCUAUCCAAAGAGCUAAAAAAUGCGAACUCAACAAAACAUACUAGAAAUAGAUUUACAUACAACAAUAAAUAUAUUUCGAAUAACGAACAAAUCGAACAAAUAGAUGAGGAAAUAUGAAUAUAGAACAAAUUGGUUUUUAUGUGAUUUGGUUAAAGGACACCUUUGAACAUCAAUUUAUAUACAGAAUUUUUAUGCCGAACUAUACAAACUUCUGACUUUUUCUCUUAUUUUUUGGUUAUUUUACUUUUGAAUAGAUCAAAAAGAUUUAUAAAUAAGGUUUAGCUUUUGAUAAAAGAUCCAGAGUGUAAAAUAAUAUGAGAACUUGUUAUAUUUUGAUGAAGGUGAAAUUCUUUUUACAUUUUGUUGUAUGCCCACAAGAGUAGCUUGGAAACCAAUGGAUUUGUGGGGAGUUUUCUCAAUGUUUUUGAUAAACAUAUACGAGUAUAGAUUUGAUUUUGUAUGCUUUUCCAAUGCGAGUGUCAGUGAGAACAAUUAACGAUAGAUUUCAAUCCUAACGCUUAAGAGUAUUAAAGAAAUAAUAAUAGAGAACAUAGCAAACAAGCUGCCAGCAUGAAAAAUAAAAACAAUAACUAAUUUUAAAUCUUUUAUACAUUUCCAUCAAUUGUGCUUAUUUAACACAAAGCAAAGAAAGCAAACCAAAAACCAAAAAGCCCAACUCAAAUAUCUGAUGGCCGUUUUCAAAUAGCAAUCAAUAACUGGAUUAUGUUCAACAUCCACUUAGCUGAAGUUGAACCAAAGUUUUCAUAUAAGCAAUUUUUAAAGAAGAAACGUCACCCCAGUAAAUAAAUAUGAGUACAUAGGAAAUAGUUAAGCUCUCUGUCUGGGCUGAAUUAAUCGGCAACAUUAGUCGAGGCCAUGCAACAGGGCGUUGUAAUGAUGGAGAAUGGAUAUUGAAACUAAUAAAGUUUUAGUUCAUAAUGAGGACAGUUUGGAAAAUAGUUCUUUCAUCAACCAUUAAAUACACAGUUUAUACAUAUGUGUGUAUAUUUACAUGGAUAUAUAUGUGCUUACGUACCAUAUAUACUUCUUUUUACACAGACAAACGAGUAUAUAUAUAUUAAUAUAUAGUAUACUAUGUAAUAAAUUAUAAAAGAAAAUAUUUGAAGCAAAUGAUGAAACUUUUUCCUACAACUAGUUGCAUUUAAAUGAAUUUUAAAAAAUAUACAUAAAAAGUAUAUAUUUCUUAAAAAACAAAAACAAAUGAAAAACAAAAACCAAACUCCUUUCUCUAUUAAAU
This is a messenger RNA of Drosophila eugracilis, 7795 nucleotides long. RefSeq names its product neuronal acetylcholine receptor subunit alpha-7 (gene nAChRalpha5). The coding region runs from base 1670 to 4081 and encodes 803 amino acids. Gene Ontology annotation, molecular function: acetylcholine-gated monoatomic cation-selective channel activity; transmembrane signaling receptor activity. The record is from RefSeq and is a predicted model, not a curated record. Gene Ontology annotation, biological process: nervous system process; monoatomic ion transmembrane transport; chemical synaptic transmission. Gene Ontology annotation, cellular component: synapse; neuron projection; postsynaptic membrane. The transcript has 13 exons. NCBI's taxonomy places the organism in Eukaryota, Metazoa, Arthropoda, Insecta, Diptera, Drosophilidae.